This is a messenger RNA of Plectropomus leopardus (leopard coralgrouper), 1674 nucleotides long. RefSeq lists its product as uncharacterized. The record is from RefSeq and is a predicted model, not a curated record. NCBI's taxonomy places the organism in Eukaryota, Metazoa, Chordata, Actinopteri, Perciformes, Serranidae.
GCAGGAUGCAGCUCAGUGUGUGUGUGACUGCAGGCUGAGUAACACACGCUGUCCUCCUCAACACACACACUCCUGAAAACACACUUUAAUUCUACUUUUCUCUCACACACACUCCAUCAUGGAUCUGGACCCGGCAGUCGUCAUCCCGGCGAUCAUUUUCACCGUCGUUGCGAUUUAUUUCGCUUCAACAUACCUGAACAAGAAGCCCACCGCUUCCUCCUCCACAGCCGCGAACAAGAAGCCCAAAGUCGGCUACGGGGACGACAUCCCUCCGUCCAGAGCUCUGGGACAGCAGCUCCGAACCGAGCCUGAAGCCGCCCCGCGGCCACAACCUCCAGCUCCGGCUGAGAAGAUCCAAGUUACGCCUGUCCCAGAGCCAGUAAAAGAACCAGAGCCUGUACCAGAACCAGUCAAAGUACCAGAGCCAGAAGUUGCUCCAGAACCAGUCAAAGUACCAGAGCCUGUACCAGAGCCAGAAGUUGCUCCAGAACCAGUCAAAGUACCAGAGCCUGUACCGGAGCCAGAAGUUGCUCCAGAGCCAGUUAAAGUACCAGAGCCCGUACCAGAACCAGUUGAAGUACCAGAACCAGUCACUGUACCAGAGACUGUGCCAGAACCAGAAGUUGUUCCAGAACCGGUUGCAGCAAAAGAAGUAGCUGCAGUACCAGAACCAAACUCAGAGCCAGAACCUGUACCAGAACCAGCUGCAGUCCCAGAACCUGUAUUGGAACCCGAACCUGUCCCGGAAACAGUUGCAGUGCCUGACCCAGAGCCGGUGAUUGAGUCCAAUCUGGUAUCUGAAGAAGUCGAGCAGCCUAAACCUGUGGAGGGGUCCUUACCGGAGCUUGUCCCUGGAUCUACAGAGGAGCGCCAGCCAACUCCUGAACCUAUUGUAGAGGAGUCAUUUGAGCCUAAACCAGAACCAGAAAUUGUCCUGAGCAAUGAGGAGGCUGCAGCUGAAGAUCAAGUGAAGUUCACUCCUGGAAAGAAACAGAGCAAGUUUGAGACGAUGAUGACGAAGGAAGAGAUCGAGGAGGAGCAGAGGAUAGAGCUUACAUCUGAUUUUACCUCUCUAUAAUCAACCUCAGCAGACACACAGUGUGUUAGGAAGGAUGUGAGUUCCCGAGUGAUCUACACAAGACAACACCUUCAGCUUCUUUCUCGAUUUCCUCACAGCUGAUCAGUGAAGAAGACGAGCGCUGAAGGAAUGAAUCAAGCCAAACUGCUUGUUUUUUUAAUUUAAUUUCUGGGUUUCCGGGCUUUUCUGGCCCGAGCUGCUUGUGAAUAGCAAACGUCUUUACACCAAAGUGCCUUCAGGAAUCUGUGUUUCACCGGUCUGCUCUUUGUGUUGAGGAUUUUCAAGGUGAAGGGGGUGAAUUUGGAGGAGGUGGUGACAUUAACAGAAACGGAGUGUGAAGUUUUUGUGAUUUCAGGACAGAGAGAGGGAGUGUGAUGUUUAAAACUACUAAACUGUGAUUUCAGUGAAGUUUAGUCAAAUAAGAGCAACACUAAACUCUCCGCCUGCUGUUCUUUGGAGAACAACUUUAGUCUAAAAGUCGACAGAAAUCAAACACAAGGGAAACGUGUUCAGUUCUCAGUCGCACGUUUGAGGUUUCGAGUUCUUCUGUUUGAUUUCAGUGUUUAAACAUGCAAUAAAUAAGUAAUUGUGUGAAA